AUGUCUACAAGGAGGGCUCUCCACAAGAAUAGCUGGUAUUCCGGCAACAGUGAUGAAUUGGACAAACAGCUUUCGAACUGGCUUAGUAAAGCUACUUACACCCAUGGACCGGCAAGGGCAAUAAUUACGCCGCAUGCUGGUUACUUUUAUUCCGGGGAAUGUGCUUCUUUCGCUUUUAAGCAAAUUAAUCCAGAAUCGACAAAGAGAAUAUUCGUUCUUGGUCCAUCACACAAUCUCUACCUAGAGUCUUGUGCGAUACCUAUUGCGGAUUAUUUUGAAACCCCUUUCUAUAAUCUGCGGAUAGAUGAUGAUGGCAAGCCCCAUGUUUUCACUGGAAAGUUUGUGAAUCUUGCUCUUAAGCAGGACGAAGAUGAGCAUUCUAUCGAGAUGCAGUUCCCAUACAUUGCAAAGAUCAUGGAGGCGCAUGCUAACAACUUUACAGUUAUACCUAUUAUGGUGGGCAGCCUGUCUCUUUCAAUGGAACAAACGUUUGGGGAGAUCCUAUCGCCGUUCCUCUCUGAUCCUUCCAACGUCUUCGUUAUAUCCUCUGAUUUCUGUCACUGGGGUAGCCGCUUUAGUUACACAUAUUACAAUCGGAGCUAUGGUGAAAUCUGGGAGUCAAUCAGAGAUCUAGACCAUAAGGGUAUGGAGUUGAUUGAGAAUUUGGAUGCAUCGGGCUUCAACAAGUACCUGGCUGACUACGGGAACACAAUUUGCGGUCGUCACCCGAUCAGUGUGUUGUUGCAGGCCGUUCGAGCACUUGAUCAGGAAGUCGGAGCCAGGGCAGUUCUCAAGUUUGUACAGUAUGCGCAGUCGAGCAAGUGCCGCUGCAUGCGGGACUCCUCGGUCAGUUAUGCAUCUGCCUCUCUGGUUAUCAAAUAA
Molecule: messenger RNA, 882 nt
Organism: Echinococcus granulosus
Lineage: Eukaryota; Metazoa; Platyhelminthes; Cestoda; Cyclophyllidea; Taeniidae
Exons: 8
Coding region: 1-882 (293 amino acids)
Source: RefSeq, a predicted model, not a curated record